Molecule: messenger RNA, 396 nt
Organism: Fulvia fulva
Lineage: Eukaryota; Fungi; Ascomycota; Dothideomycetes; Mycosphaerellales; Mycosphaerellaceae
Exons: 1
Coding region: 1-396 (131 amino acids)
Source: RefSeq, a predicted model, not a curated record
AUGUCAACUCAGCAACCCGGACAAGCAGCGACUGGCUCUUCCAGCCGCCUCCAGAGCAUCAUCGAAGCACCCAAAACAUCAUUCUCACAAGCGCAGCCUAUGCACAAGCAAAUCUGGAACACUACCGCGCCAAAGAACGAUGUACAAUGCGCACUCGCUCACGCCCACGCAAUGUCAGUGGAUGUGCUUCAGCAGUAUGCCACUGCUCUCGAGACCAGAGCGGCCAAGGCGAGGGCGGUUCUGGCGGCAAACGGAUCGUCGCAGCUGGCGACGGUGAUGUGUGGCAGUAUCGAAGACAUGAAGGGCAAUAUAUGUGUACUUGUGCAGCAGCGUUGGACGUUCGAGGAGAUGAUGCAGCGCUUGAGUGAAGAUGAGCAAGAGCCAAGGCCAUCGUGA